This is a messenger RNA of Labrus bergylta (ballan wrasse), 908 nucleotides long. NCBI's taxonomy places the organism in Eukaryota, Metazoa, Chordata, Actinopteri, Labriformes, Labridae. The record is from RefSeq and is a predicted model, not a curated record.
AUGCAGGGAACAGGAGGUAAUUUCUCUGCCUUUGUGUGGAACAGGUUCGUCAGCGUGAAGGAGCAGCGUCUGACCUCUCUGGUGGCGAACAUCCUGAUUGGUUUGUCUGCGUUCAUGCUACCCCUCCCUCUGCAGUGGAUCCCAAAGCCCGUCCUCUACGGCCUCUUCCUUUACAUCGCAGCCACGUCGCUCGAUGGGAACCAGAUGGUGGACCGCAUGGCGCUGCUGCUGAAGGAACAGACCUCGUAUCCUCCCACACACUACAUCCGCCGUGUGCCUCAAAGGAAGGUCCACUACUUCACGGGUCUGCAGAUGAUCCAGCUGAUCGUCCUGUGUGCGUUUGGGAUGUAUCCUCUGCCCUACAUGAAGAUGGUCUUCCCUCUGUUGAUGAUCCUGCUCGUACCUAUCAGGACCAGCCUGCUUCCCAGAAUGAUUGACGCCAAGUACCUGGACAUCAUGGACUCCCAGCACAUGUAGAACACUUUCAUUUUCUCCAGCUGGAAGGGGAACAGACUCACCACUCAGCGAUUGUGUUACUUUACAAACUAAAGGCAUUUUGGACAGCGAGAAUUCAGCGAACUCUGCCCCCUGCUGGUGACUGGACGACUGCCCGCGCAGCUUAUUUACUUUCUCCUCGUUCACCAAACAGGAAGCGUCUUUUUGUUCUUUAACAUUCCUCCAAUGAUCAUGUAGUUUUUUUAUUAAACACACAGAUCUGUGCAGUGUGGUCUUCACGUUGGUUUCAUAAAGCACGCUGAAGCCAGAUGGUCCAGAUGUUUAGAUAAAAAAAACUGCUGCUUGUCUUGUGAGGAGAACGAUAACAUGAUGAUAAUGUAAGUAUGAAGGUGAUUUGUUCUGUUGUGAUUCAAUCAAACUGUUCUUAAAUAAAGCCCUUUAGUGGAACUGAA